AUUGUAAAUGAGGCAGGGCUAAGGGUCCAGUCAUAUCUGAAGGAAAAAGACUUAAAUACACCAAUCUUCAGACUUCAUUCCAGACUGUUAAUGGAGUAGCAGAACAACAUGGAAGACCUGAGGAAUAGGGGCCAAAAGAGAGAGGGGAGGCACAGGGACACAUGGGAUCCCUUUCAACUAAAUCCUAUUGGAGCUGAGAAAGAAAAGAAGAAAACAUGUUUGAUAUUAAUGCAGCACUUCAUGGCAGUGGUUGUAGGCAUAUUGGUCUUGACCAGUGCCGUCAUCAGCAAGGGUUCUCUCCUAACACUGGCCACACUUUCCAGUCCAAAAUCCCUGAGGAGUUCUACAGAUAGGCAAUUCUACACGCUACUGCUGAUGUGUGCCCUGGUAACACCCAACCUGCUGGUGUUCCUCAAGUGUCUGUGGAAAUGUGCCUUCAAAAGCUUUGUUCCACCCACCAUGAAAACCAUGGGGAUUAUUUCAGGGAUUGAGAUCCUUGUGGCACUGGGGACCUCAAUCUUGGUUCUGAUUGUGAUGCCCCAGUUUGAUGUGCUCACCAACCUUUUCAUAUCUGGAGGAGUCUGCAUCGGCACUGCCUUAUUUCAUGCUUGCCUUCGUCUUCAGCUCCAAACCUGGAUGAUCAUCUUUCCUAUUUGCUCCAUUAUUCUAGUACUCACUGGCUACAGCCUGCUGGCUAUUGAUUACUAUGUGCGAAUAUCUUCUUACGUCUCAGACCAAGAGCAAGACUGUUACUACUAUGUUGCCCUCGCUAUUUUUGGCUCUCUUCUUAUCUCUUUUAACUGGUGGGAGAAUUCUCUACAGGCCAGCAAUGUAUCCAAGAUUCAAGAUAUGCUAAAUGAGUUAGAUGGCUUCAGAGAUUCUGUGUUCAUGAUCACCAGUCUCAUGAGGAUUGCUGUCACUGUUGGGGUGUACUUUCUUUAUUAUGGCCUAAUAGCUGAGACCCGUAUCAACUGGAAUGCUUUCACAGAAAUUACAGAAGAUACCCUUGAGAUAGGUCUUGGGGUGUUUUUCCUUCAAGCCUUCUGCUCUGCUGCCUGUCACUGGUUUGGGGUUGUGGCCUGCAAGAUCCAUGCAGUGAGGAUAAGCUUUGCCAUGCCAGUCUCACUGACAGGCCCUGCUACACUGAUUGUAGCCAUAAUACUUUUCCUGACUCAAGCAAGCACCUUGAAUGUGCCGCCAGAGACUUCAUACUUGUCUGAAGUGACAGGCAAUUACACACCAAUUGACAAUCCUUUUUUGGACUUUUGCUAUGGACUUGUGAAGCUGAAGGUCUCUAACAGCACUCCACUGAUCCUCCUGGAACUUUCCAACAGUAUUUGCAGAACAACAUUGAAUAGCCAUUAUGCAGUUUGGCCUUUCUCCAUUCUCGCACUUGAGGGUGUUUGCAUGUGGCUCGGGUUGAUUACGUGCACAUAUUAUGUUUGGAGCAUGAAGUUACCGCGAAUCGAGCGGACAUCCCAGCUCUUUGUGCGGCGGCUAUAUGAAUCUGCUUUCAUUGAUCAGUCUCUACUACUAAACAUCAAAAUGAAAGUGAAGAACCCAGAAAGCACUGAGCAUGUAGAGAACUGUGUCAUAUAUCUAUGUGCAACAAUGUGGCAUGAAACAUAUGAUGAGAUGCUUAAGAUCCUUACCUCAAUGUUCAGACUGGACAGGUACAGAGGUGAUCCAAAGGAAGACCACAGUGAUGUCUUUGACUUUGAAUGCCAUAUUUUUGUUGAUGAUGCCUUCAUGGAAGAAAAAGACACUGAGAACAAGUUGGUCAAUUCAUAUGUGGAAGAUCUAAUAAAUGUGGUCAUGGAAGUAUACAGAGUAUUCACAAACAAAGAGCCAGAUGAAGUCUCUAUCAUUGAAACUCCUUAUGGUGGCCGGAUUGCAUUUGUGCUACCUGAGGGAAAUAUGUUGUAUGUUCAUCUCAAGGACAAAAAGCUAAUACGAAACAAAAAGAGAUGGUCACAGAUAAUGUAUAUGUAUUAUCUCCUGGGCUGGAAAGGUUACAUAGUGAAAAAUCCCCAAAAAAUCACUAGACAGAACAAUGUAUGUCGUGCAAGUCUCAUAUCACUGGAUGGAGAGGCUUACCUCUUACCUAAUUUUGACAACGAUAGUAAAAGGAAACACAUAUCAGAUGACAACACGUAUAUCUUGGCUUUGGAUGGAGACACCGACUUCCACCCUUCUGCUGUGAUUUUACUGGUUGAUCGUCUUCGAAUGUAUGCUAAUGUCGGUGCUGCUUGUGGAAGAAUUCAUCCAACUGGAAUGGGGCCAAUGGUGUGGUAUCAGAAGUUUGAGUAUGCUGUGGGUCACUGGCUACAAAAAACAGCAGAGCAUGUGUUUGGGUGUGUACUUUGCAGCCCGGGCUGCUUCAGCCUGUUCAGAGGGUCAGCUCUAAUGGAUGACAAUGUGCUGAAGCGAUACACCACCAAGGCCACCAGAGCUUCUGAGUAUGUCCAAUAUGACCAAGGUGAGGAUCGCUGGCUUUGCACAUUGCUUCUCCAGCAGGGAUGGAGAGUGGAGUACAAUGCUGCCUCAGAUGCUUACACUAAUUCUCCUCAAGAAUUUAAGGAGUUCUACAACCAAAGGCGCCGCUGGGGUCCCUCUACGCUUGCAAAUACUUUAGACCUGUUGCACAGUGGAAAAGAAACCUCAAAGAGGAAUUCUUCCAUAUCUAUGCUCUACAUCUUCUACCAGAUCUUCACUGUGGCUUCUUCUAUUCUUGGACCUGCUUCUGUCACCUUGAUGGUAGCUGGGGCAUUCCAGUUUGUGUUUAGUAUUGAAGGAACUCUGUCCAUUAUCAUAGCUGUCAUACCACCAGUUGUUUACAUGCUAAUUUGUUUCUUCACCAAAUCCAACUUCCAGAUUACCAUUGCUGCCAUUCUCAGUGUUUUAUAUGCAUUUCUGAUGACAGCAUCUUUCUUCUCCAUUAUUGGUGACAUGGUGAAGGAAGGAACAUUCAUCACCCCUACUGGGUUAUUUCUGGUGUCCAUGACAGUCUUGUACCUGGUCACAGCAAUACUUCAUCCCCAGGAGUUUGGCAUGAUUGUCUAUGGGCUCAUGUACUUCAUAUGCAUUCCUAGCGGUUACCUUCUCCUUACUAUCUACUCCUUGGUCAACAUGAACAUAGUCUCCUGGGGCACUCGAGAAUCUAACAAAGAGAAGGAGCAGAAGAAGCACGUGGGAGUUUUGUGCAACCGCAACUGUAAACUCUGUUGCUGGGAUGUAAAUAUCAGCGUCACCCAAGAAACUGAAAACUUGAUGCUCCAGCAAAUCCAGCAAGCAGUUAAUCCAAAUGGUCCAUCGGCCAAAAUAGAAAAGGAGGUGACUCCACAGGGUGCUGAAGAAAGUUUAAGACCCUCUCAAACUGACAAUCACCCUACUGAAAAAAACAAAGAUGUUUCACUGAGGAUGGGAGACAUCAAGCGUCUGUCAAAUGACAAUGAACAAGAUACAAAAUCUCUGAACAGUACAAGUGACCUCAGCAUAGAUCAAAAAACUUACACAUCAUAUGAUGAGGAGGAGGAGGAGGAUGAGUUGGAUGCAUACGAUGACCAGAAGGAGCAAGAAAAGGAGGUUGUCCCAGAGAGUAAUUGGGUUGAACCAGUGAAAACAGUAUUCCUGAGGAAGCUGACCUAUGCGAAUCUAAAGAGGAACCUCCAGGAGCAGAUUAGAUACACCCUCAGAAACAAGGACCAGGAUGACCUGUGUGAGGAGCUGGUGCUCAUGCUAACUGACACACUCAAUGAAGAGUUAAGGGACAAAGUGGGCCCGGAGGAUAUUUUGUCAGACAGCCAACUGGAAGAACUACAGGAUGCACUCAAUGAGUCAGCAAGGAGGAUCCUGAAGACCAACCGCAUGCAAAUCAGCCGCAUGAAAAGGCUGGAGGCAAGAGUCAAGCGAGCCAUUGAGAAAACCCUGGUGGCCCCCCAGGUUACAAGACUGACUGUAGAUGAGACAGACUUCUGGAAUAAGCUGAUAGAGCGCUACCUGAAACCGAUAGAAGAUCCCAAAAGCCAUCUAGAGCAAGUGGAAAGGGAACUGAAAUCCCUACGGAACAAGGCAGUAUUUCUGUACUUUAUUUUGAACGUCUUAUGGGUCGUGGCCACAUUUUUUCUUCAAGCCAUUGGCAAUGAUGUAAUUAGCAUCAAGAUUCCUAAAUAUUUGCCCAAUGGCAGUUUGGCUGAUGAACCUUUGAGGGUGGAACCUCUAAGUUUAAUGUUCCUGCUGUCUUUCGCCGUACUACUGUUGAUCCAGUUUCUGGCUAUGCUUUACCACAGAGUGUACACCUUCAUCCAUGUGUUAGCCUACAGAGGCUCGGAGAAGGACUACACAGAAAAGGAUGCUGAUGAGGAAGCAAUGAUCUUGGAGAAUCAAAGUGCAAAUGAUCUUGUCAUAACCAGUGAUGACCUGUGAUGAAGAGAUGAGCAAUUUGAGUUUAAUUAUGACUGCACUCUUGUAAUGACACUUUUAGGGUACAAGUUUUAUUGUACUAAAAAUGCAAAUUUAAAUCCAGCUGAAAGGAAAAAUAAUACAAUGACUCAAGUAUGUGCAAUAAAUUAUGUGUACUGUAUUUAUACUUAUAUUCUUUUAUGGUGAAGGCAAAAAGGAAAGUGGUAGCUGAAAGACAUCUCUCUAGUACAAUAUCUGUUUGUGCUAAAAUUGUCAAAGUAAUUUUUCUUUUUUUUAAAAAACAAACAAACAAAACCUUUAUAUCAAGCUUCCCUGAAAGAACAGAACUAUUCAAUGAAUAAUAAAGCGAUAAUAUCAAAUAAUCAUUUACAUGCAAGAGCUGCCAACUCUUGUUUGUGACUAGGCUUGGCUUAUUGGUGCUGUAAACUAUAACCAAAAUCACAGCUUCCUGAAAGUGGUUUGUCAUCAUUAUAAAAGUACAAGGUCACCAGUUCCACGAUAUAUAAAUUUUUUUUUUUUUUUGUUCUGUGUACAAAAAUAAAGCUGUAAUUUCUCCAGUUUGUUUACUGCCAUAUUAGGCUUAGUAAUGCAAUCCUACUAACAAACUGUAAUUUUUUUAUGAUCCGUACCAAAUGUAAUCAUUGUUUGGCUCUAUAACUGUCAUGGUAGUUUUUAUACUUUAACUAAAUGGUUCCACUGCAUGUCUGUGUAAAUGAUUAUUACAUACAAAUUGUCUUUUUCUUUUUCAAUCCAGAUAUUAUGCAAUUGGGAGGGCACCUGACAUAACAUCAUUGUGUUUGAAAGUGAAGUUUGUUUACAAGUUUCAGUAUUUGUGGUGUGGAACAGUUAAAAAAAAAACAACAACAAUGAUUUUGUUCUUAAAUGCAGCAAAACACAUUCCGUGGAAAAUGCUAGAUAUAUGAGUGUUAAAUAUGAAUGUUGUGAUUCUUAAUAUAUAAAAAUAUUAUGCACAAAUGA
Messenger RNA from Ictalurus punctatus (channel catfish), 5400 nucleotides. It is a transcript of the gene chs1, whose product is annotated as chitin synthase 1. Gene Ontology annotation, cellular component: cell septum; cell periphery. Lineage: Eukaryota; Metazoa; Chordata; Actinopteri; Siluriformes; Ictaluridae. The record is from RefSeq and is a predicted model, not a curated record. Gene Ontology annotation, molecular function: chitin synthase activity. The transcript is spliced from 19 exons. The coding region runs from base 109 to 4425 and encodes 1438 amino acids.